Molecule: messenger RNA, 1128 nt
Organism: Brassica rapa (field mustard)
Lineage: Eukaryota; Viridiplantae; Streptophyta; Magnoliopsida; Brassicales; Brassicaceae
Product: F-box protein SKIP19
Molecular function (GO): protein binding
Source: RefSeq, a predicted model, not a curated record
CAUUCAGAGAAAAUGGUCUCAUCCUCUUAGCCGUUGCCCUCUUCCUUGGAACCAUAUGGUCAUUAAGUGAUGGUGAUGUCUACGAGAAGUCUUGAGACUUGAAACUUACUUCACUCCCUUUUUAUUUAAAUAGAUGGACUUGAGACUGAUUGAUCGUCAGACAAAUAUGGCUUCUUCCUCUUACUUGAGGCCGUUUCCUACUCCGCCGUCUUUGACUCCGGUGAUGAAAGAAGACGGAGAGUGCAUAACCUGGGCAGACCUUCCGUCUGACUUAACGUCAUCGAUCCUGCGCAGGCUCGGCUCGAUUGAUAUAUUCGAAAAUGCUCAGAGAGUGUGUACAUCAUGGCGUGGCGUCUGUAAAGACCCUGAGAUGUGGCGUAAGAUAGACAUGCGUAACCUAGGAGACGUGGGGUUCAACCUCGAGAUCAUGUGCCGUCAUGCAGUCGAUCGUAGCCAGGGAGGACUGGUUGACAUUGAGAUUUGGCAUUUCGCUACUGAUUCCCUCCUCAACUAUAUCGCCGAUAGCUCAAGUAACCUGAGAAGCCUUAAACUAGUGAAGUGCUCUCCUCUAACUUCUGAAGGACUUACUGAAGCAAUUGUGAAGCUUCCAUUGCUUGAAGAACUCGAUGUCUCCUACUGCUCACUCUCAGUUGAGUCUCUGAAAGUUGUAGGCCAGUCCCUUCCUAACCUGAAGACACUGAAGCUAAACCGUAUAUAUAGGCGCUUUGCGUGCCGACCGUACGUGAGUGACGAUGAUGCUCUAGCAAUCGCUGAAACAAUGCCCCGACUUAGCCACCUCCAGCUUUUCGCAAACAAAUUAACAAGCACUGGUUUGAACGCCAUUCUUGAUAAUUGUCCCAACCUUGAACAUCUCGAUCUACGUAUGUGUCUUAACGUUACACUUUUAGGAGAUCUGAAGAAGCGGUGUUCCGAGAGGAUCAAAGUUUUGAUACGACCUUUUGACUCGUUUCUUGAUCACCCACACGAUGAGGCUGCUAUCCUUACGGAUUCAUCCGAUGAUCAUUACAAUGACUAUUAUGAAGACGAUGACGAUUCGUAUGAUAAUGAUGAUGUGUAUGGAUCCUUUUAGGAAAAGUUUGUGAGUUUAUCCUGCAAUAUUAAAUAAAU